This is a messenger RNA of Salvia hispanica, 1643 nucleotides long. RefSeq names its product BRAP2 RING ZnF UBP domain-containing protein 2-like. Gene Ontology annotation, biological process: protein ubiquitination; Ras protein signal transduction. The record is from RefSeq and is a predicted model, not a curated record. NCBI's taxonomy places the organism in Eukaryota, Viridiplantae, Streptophyta, Magnoliopsida, Lamiales, Lamiaceae. Gene Ontology annotation, molecular function: ubiquitin protein ligase activity; zinc ion binding. Gene Ontology annotation, cellular component: cytoplasm.
UCUUCCAUUUCCGCGAAAUUGACACGCAAGCAAAAUAUGCUGGAGAAGACUUCGACGAGUUCGAGCGCCGCCACCGGAGCUCCGGCGGAGGAUUUGUUCCGAUCGACGGAAGAUGCGGACUUUACCGGAGAUCCCUCCUGGUCUGCAACUGCCCAGGCGUUGAAUUUCUCUUCUGGAAACCCUAGAAUCGAAGAGAUCACAGGCGUUAUGCAUCUCUUCAAAAACGACGCAUCAUCAGACCAACUUCCGGUUGAGAGAAAUCCUCUUAUUUGUGUAGUUGGGGUCCCCAAUCACACUACCUAUGCAGAUUUCUGUCAGUUCUGUGGUCCAUUUAUUCAGAACAUGUUGGAAAUGCGAAUUGUGAGGACUGAAGGAUUGGAGGAUCGCUACAGUGUGUUGAUCAGGCUUGAUGAUCAAAAAAAUGCAGAUUAUUUUUACAAGCAGUACAAUGGAAAGUGUUUUUCGUCACUUGAGGAGGAGACCUGCCGCAUGUUCUUCACUGUAGAUAUCCAAUAUACUGGGUCAAUUGAGCACUCACAACCUUCCUCUGCAAGCUUUACAGAGCUGCCUACUUGUCCAGUUUGUCUUGAGAGACUAGACCAAGAUACUGAUGGGAUUCUCACUACAAUCUGUAACCACUCCUUUCACUGCUCCUGUAUGUCUAAAUGGACUGAUUCUUCUUGCCCGGUAUGCCGGUACUGCCAGCAACAGCCUGAGAAAUCAGUAUGUUAUGUUUGUCAAACUUCAGAAAAUCUUUGGAUGUGUCUUAUUUGUGGUUUUGUUGGCUGUGGGAGGUAUAGGGAAGGGCAUGCCAUCGGUCACUGGAAAGAAACUGAACACUGCUAUUCCCUUGAACUGGAAACACAACGUGUGUGGGACUAUGCUGGUGACAAUUAUGUUCACCGAUUGAUACAAUCUAAAACCGAUGGAAAAUUGGUUGAGCUAAAUCACCACUGUGCCCAGCAUUAUGAUGGUUCGAGUAAGUCUGCGGGACAGAUUGACACUUUGGGUGAUGAAGUUGAAUAUAUAAAGAGCGAGUACAAUGAGCUUCUUACUUCUCAACUUGAAAGCCAGAAAAAUUAUUUUGAGUCAUUACUGCAAGAAGUUGAAGAAGACACUGAAAGGGAAUCUUCCUUAGCUAUUGAAAAGGCUUUGAGCGAAAACACAAAACUGCUAAAAUUGCAAAAGAAGCUUGAUAAAGGCAUUGAACAAAAGAGAUUUCUUGACGAGAUCAAUGAUAAUCUUCUAAGAAACCAAAGCAUUUGGGAAUCUAAGAUAGAGGAGAUCGAACGAAGGGAGAAGAAACUUUUGCAAGUAAAGGACAAAAGAAUUGAAGUGUUGGAGGAGCAGUUGAGAAGCUUGAUGGCAUGCCUUGAAACUCAGAACUCAGAGCAACAAUCAGCAGUUUCAGAUGAGCCAACCGAUAGCAACUCUGAGGCAGUAGUUGCAGAGACAUCUUCUGAAAGUGGUAGCAGAGGGACCAAAAAGACGAAUAAUCGAAGAAAAAAGAAGUGAUAACUUAGAUGCUGCUUGUUCAAAUCAUUAAGUGAAACAUCAUUUCUGCACAUAACUCACUCUUGAUUGUUUUCUAUAGAUACCGCAAAUAAGUAGGAAAAAAAUAUGAUUGGAGUAUUAUUAGUGAA